GCGAAUUAUACGCGAAUAAACUAACAGAGAUAUAAACGACCAACAAUGAACGACACCCAACGAGUCAACGACCAACAAUUAUUUGCCGAACACCCUUUUUAUCUGGUCAGAGCAAAUCCGGUCCGGGAUCAAAUAAUUCAGGGAAUUCCGGUACCUCUUGGACCGGGGUUUAUUACUACUGAGUGACAUUCAACUACCAGUCAACACUUUUCGUCACUCCGUUCCUACAAUCCAACCUCCAAUUUCUCCCACUAUAUCUCAUCAGGAAAAACAGUCGCAUUGUGCGUUUCAGAAUCCAUGGCGGCGGCGGCGGCGGCGGCGGAAGGAAAAGGAGUGAAGGUCCCGAGAAUGAAGCUGGGUUCGCAGGGGCUGGAAGUGUCGGCCCAAGGCCUGGGCUGCAUGGGAAUGUCCGCCUUCUACGGCCCGCCCAAGCCGGACGCCGAUAUGAUCCGCCUCAUCCACCACGCCGUCAACUCCGGCGUCACCUUCCUCGAUACCUCCGACAUGUAUGGCCCCCACACUAACGAGAUCCUUCUUGGGAAGGCAUUGAAGGGAGUAAGAGAACGAGUAGAGUUGGCAACGAAGUUUGGAUUUACUCUGAGAGAAGGAAAGAGAGAAAUAUGUGGAGAUCCAGCCUAUGUGCGGGCAGCAUGUGAAGCCAGCUUGAAGCGGCUUGAUGUUGAUCACAUUGACCUUUACUAUCAACACCGCAUAGAUACACGUUUGCCCAUUGAAGUCACGAUGGAAGAACUCAAGAAGUUAGUUGAAGAGGGUAAAAUAAAAUACAUAGGUCUUUCUGAGGCUUCAGCUUCGACGAUCAGAAGAGCACAUGCUGUUCAUCCAAUAACAGCAAUACAGUUGGAGUGGUCUUUGUGGUCAAGAGAUGUCGAGGAAGACAUAAUUCCUACUUGCAGAGAACUUGGAAUUGGGAUUGUUGCAUACAGUCCCUUGGGCCGGGGAUUUUUAUCAUCCGGUCCAGAGCAAUUUAAGGAUUUCGCAAAUGGAGACUUCCGAAAGCUUUUACCAAGGUUUCAAGCUGAAAAUCUUGCAUACAACAAGAAGUUGUAUGAAAGGAUUGUAGAAAUAGCUGCAAAGAAAGGAUGUACUCCUUCACAACUAGCAUUAGCCUGGGUGCACCACCAAGGAAAUGAUGUAUGCCCAAUUCCUGGUACCACUAAGAUUGAGAACUUUAACCAGAAUAUUGGUGCAUUGACUGUGAAGCUGACAGCAGAAGACAUGGCUGAGCUUGAAAAAAUUGCUUCUGCUGAUUUGGUCAAGGGCGAUAGAUGUACACCUGAUAUGGCAACAUGGAAACGAUCUGAUACUCCGCCCUUGUCUACAUGGAAAGCUGCCUAAUGCUUUCGUGUAGUGGUCUCUACUCUAUCCGCAUAUUAGUGUAUGGGAGUGAGUUGUAACCUGUCUUGAGUGGUUUCUUUUGAGAAUAAGCACCUUAUAAGGGCAGAGUAGAUGUGUUUAUUUUCAUCUCUUUUAUUUUCUAAUGAACUACUACUUCAGUUGUUUGCUUUUUCCAAGCUUAUUUUUAUCAUAAGCUAAAAUAUGGUUGUUGUAGCCAUGAUAUUUCUGGAAAGAAUAUCACAUUAUAUGGCGUCAUAUUGUAGUAGUGGUUCCAGCCUGUUUGGAUGGAGUGUUAGAAGGGGUUAGUAAUGCAAGUGUUAAAGAGUGUUGGCUUUAACACUUGUUUGUGAGAUUUUUUUUAAAAAAAUUGGAGUGUUAGUAUUUAGAAGUAUUUAACACCCCACAUUGGAGUGUUUUGGAGUGUUGGACAAAUCUCGCCCCUCCCUGAAAAUGGUUCAUCGACCAAAUUUCAAUCAUCCCUCACCGGUCAUCUCAAUUGGAACCAUCUUUCUUGGCUUGGCCAACAGCUCCUUCAUUCUCCAUGAUUGGGAUUGCACUCAACUUGCCGGUUAUCUCCUCUUUAACCCAAUUCUGAUGCGACAACUAUGGUGGUCGGCCUCGCCAUCACCGACGGACUCACUCCGGCUACUGUAGUUGUUGUUUAAUUUAGUUGAAUUGUCUUGAUUUUAUAUAGUUAGUUGUUUUGAAUUAUGGUUUCCCUAUCUGAUUUCAACAAGGCCACAUUGCAU
Messenger RNA from Cuscuta epithymum, 2105 nucleotides. The record is from the annotation of a GenBank genome assembly. NCBI's taxonomy places the organism in Eukaryota, Viridiplantae, Streptophyta, Magnoliopsida, Solanales, Convolvulaceae.